This is a messenger RNA of Scatophagus argus, 2104 nucleotides long. It is a transcript of the gene slc35b1, whose product is annotated as solute carrier family 35 member B1. The transcript is spliced from 9 exons. Gene Ontology annotation, molecular function: UDP-galactose transmembrane transporter activity; UDP-glucose transmembrane transporter activity. Bases 478 to 1470 code for a protein of 330 amino acids. Lineage: Eukaryota; Metazoa; Chordata; Actinopteri; Scatophagidae. The record is from RefSeq and is a predicted model, not a curated record. Gene Ontology annotation, biological process: UDP-galactose transmembrane transport. Gene Ontology annotation, cellular component: endoplasmic reticulum membrane; Golgi membrane.
CCUUUCACAAAACCAAUUUUCCCGACGCGACCGCUCUUUACCACUAAGUAUAGGUUCCAGUUCCUCAAUGAAAACACGAAUUGUUCUCGCCUGACAGGGCAGUUGCCUGCAUUACCUGAUGCGUUUGAUUUUGCAGCUUGUCCUUGAGAAUAAAUCUAGGCCGUCGGGAGGCAGGAGAUAUACCAGAAUGAUAUAUAAUGAACAAAUGACAUGACAUCUGUUUGUGUGUCUCUAUACAAUUCAAGGGACCGUUAGCAACACGCUUUAGCAAGUUAACACUCACUGAGUACAUGACAGUUUGACGAUAUUUAUCGGCAAACCUAAAACCAGCUUUACCACCGAAACCACAUCUAACACAAAACCGCGAGCACCAUUUCCGGGCUCGUGACAUCGGCUAUAGUGGAGCGGGACGUCGGUGUGAGGGGAACGGGUAGCGGAGCGGUGUCGGUUUCCAUACCUGCGCUGGUGGACGGCAGCAUGGCUGCGGGAAAAGGAGCCGGGAGGCCCGCCUCACUGUGGGACAAUAUGAGAGUACGAUUUGCCGUUUGUUUCCUCGGAGUCUUCGUGUGUUACUUUUACUACGGAAUAUUACAAGAGACAAUCACGCGGGGUGAUUAUGGCCAGGGAGACAAAAAGGAGAAGUUCAGAUUCGCUCGCACGCUGGUCUGCAUCCAGUGCAUUAUCAGUGCUCUGUUUGCUAAGAUCUUGAUUCAGUUUUUUGAGGGCUCCAAGCCGGAUCACACCAAGAGCUGGCUCUACGGCCUGUGUUCCCUCUCUUAUCUCGGAGCCAUGGUGUCCAGUAACUCUGCCCUUCAGUAUGUCAACUACCCCACACAGGUGUUGGGGAAGUCCUGCAAGCCCAUACCAGUGAUGAUCCUCGGUGUGACGUUACUGAGAAAGAAGUACCCACUGGCGAAGUACCUGUGUGUGCUGCUUAUCGUGGGAGGGGUAGCUCUGUUCCUCUACAAACCCAACAAGAGCUCAGCCGUAGCAGAAGACCAUGUUUUUGGGUUUGGGGAGAUCCUUCUGCUGGUCUCUCUGACUUUGGACGGUUUGACUGGUGUGGCCCAGGACCACAUGAGGGCUCGCUUCCAGACGAGUGCCAACUACAUGAUGCUGAACAUCAACAUGUGGUCCAUGCUGGUGCUGGGACUAACUGUAUUGUGGACAGGCGAGUUGUGGGAGUUCCUUAGCUUUACUGAACGCCACCCGAGUAUCAUCUACAAUAUUCUCCUGUUUGGACUGACCAGUGCUUUAGGCCAGACCUUCAUCUUUAUGACGGUGGUGUACUUUGGCCCUUUGACCUGCUCGAUUGUCACCACCACGAGGAAAUUCUUCACCAUCCUCGGCUCCGUAAUUCUGUUUGGCAAUGUCAUGAGUACGAUGCAGUGGGUUGGCACCGUCCUGGUGUUCCUCGGUCUUGGACUUGAUGCUAAAUUUGGCAAAGUCCCCAAGAAGACAACAAACUAAAACAUCUGGAGCAAAUGAGGGAAAGGCAGAAGCAUCGCACAUCAAAUGGAAACAUUUUUAAAAGACAUCCUGUACAGGCAUACUGUAUGUGCCUAUGAUUUGUUUAAGUACGGCUCAGAUUUUCUGUGUUUAAAAGAGAGUUCUUGUAGUUUUCAACUCCAGCUUCCGUUGUGUACUGUUGAUAUACUGAUGAGAGACAUUUUUACUUGGAAUCAAGACCUGAAUGAACUGUGAUGGGCUGUUAACAUCUUUAUCCGACCACAAGAUCUCACCCUCUUGCGGGGGAGUUUGGACUGGCUGAAAGACGCUGGUGGAAGACACGGCAUUUAGACAAAUUCCCUCGGAUGGAUAUCGAAUCAAAGAAGGUCUCAGACAUACUUUUCCAUCAUUUUACUCAUGAACUUACCACCUGUUAUGGCUUGGUUCACAAACUGUUGCUUCAGUAUGUUGUAAUUAUCACACAUGUAGUUUAUUUCUUGGCAAACGGUUAGGCAAGUAUCAUGUCAUUUAUAAAGUAUAUAAAUGGUUAUAUGUACCCUGUUGAGUGAUGUCCAACUUUAAUAUUGAAUUGUUUUUACUUUUAUUUUCUACAUGCUGAAAUUAACUUGCCAUAAAAGGAAAUUGUAAUAUGUCA